AUGUCGCCCGCUGCAAUCACCUCCAGUGCCCCGCCUCCCACGAACGGGAAAACCGCCACCAUCAAAUCCCCCGCCAAACCCAUCAUAGCGCCCUCAUCGGUGCUACCGAACGGAACGAACGACGGCGUGCCUGCCUGGGUGAAGCCUGACCUCAGCCGUCUACUCCGUGUCGAACACUUAGAAGGCGACUUCGCUGCCCGUUCAGUCUCGCUCGUGGAUCUGCCUGCCGGUGCAACUUUCGCGCGAAUAACGAACCCGACACCUGCGACAUGUGCCUACACCUCCGUUCAAGCAUCGCGAGAUCUACACAUCGAGCUGAACUGCGAUCUGGUAUACAUAAACCACUCUUGUCGGCCUACGCUGGUGUUUGACAUGCUGAAGUGGGAGGUGCGGGUCAAUCCAGAGAUGAAGGGAGGCUUGACGGCGGGCGAGGAGCUCACUUUCUUCUACCCGAGCACGGAGUAUGACAUGGCGCAGCCUUUUGAAUGCCGCUGCCAAGAGAAGGAGUGUCGGGGAACAAUUUCUGGUGCAAAGGAUAUGUCGUCAGAUGUCUUGCGCCAGUACUGGCUGAACCCGCAUAUUGAGGAGCUGCUUCAAGAGAAUAUAGCAUAG
This is a messenger RNA of Didymosphaeria variabile, 612 nucleotides long. RefSeq lists its product as uncharacterized. The record is from RefSeq and is a predicted model, not a curated record. Lineage: Eukaryota; Fungi; Ascomycota; Dothideomycetes; Pleosporales; Didymosphaeriaceae. The transcript has a single exon. Bases 1 to 612 code for a protein of 203 amino acids.